GCGCUCCUCCGGCAGGAAGAGACGAAGUCGCAGAACUCCCGAGAAGGAGGGAGCUACUCCGCACAGCCUGCUGACUAAAACACCCGACAUCACCUCCAAACCCCCAGAAAGCAAAGACCUCUUUUUCAUUUACCCGGAAUACCUUUUUUUUUAUUAUUACCAUAUCCGUGUGAAGAAAGUAUUUCUACAUUUUGUUCGCUCAUUUGCACUUACCGAGAAGCUUUAAAAUAUAUAUAUCUAUUUUUUCUACAAACAAAACAAGAACGCGUCACGGGCGGAAUCGAACAUCUCCUUUUCACCGGUCAAACAAGUUCCGUGUCGCCAACCACGGCUAAAACCAAGCAACCCCGGUGGACCCGUUCGCAGCCUCCGCUCGCUACCCCGGCCGACGUCAGCAGUCAGCUAUGCAGCUUGAAAUCCAAGUAGCUCUCAACUUCAUCAUCUCGUACCUGUACAACAAGCUGCCCAGGCGGCGGGUCAACAUCUUCGGCGAGGAGCUCGAGCGGCAGCUGAAGCAGAAAUACGAAGGACACUGGUACCCGGAUAAGCCUUACAAGGGCUCGGGUUUCCGGUGCAUCCACGUGGGGGAGAAGGUGGACCCCGUGGUGGAGAAGGCGGCCAAGGAGAGCGGGCUGGACAUCAACGAUGUCCGCAACAACCUCCCGCAGGACCUCAGCGUGUGGAUUGACCCCUACGAGGUGUCCUACCAAAUCGGCGAGAAGGGCCCGGUUAAAGUACUGUUUGUCGACGACAGCAACGAGACGGUGGCGAGCACCGGCGGGCUCGACUUGGACAAGGAGAUCAAGAACAGUUUCAACCCGGACGCGCAGGUCUUCAUGCCCAUCAGCGAGCCCAUGGGCGGCGCCUCUCCGGGCUCCAGCUCGCCCUCACCCCCGUUCGGCCACUCGGCGGCGGUCAGCCCCACCUUCAUGCCGCGCUCCACGCAGCCUUUAACCUUCACCACCGCCACCUUCGCCGCUACCAAGUUCGGCUCCACCAAGAUGAAGAGCAGCGGGCGCGGCGGCGGCGGCGGCGGCAACAACAACAAUAGCAGCAGCAGCGGCGGCGGCGGCAGCACCAGUGGCGUCAACAAGGCAGCGCGCACGUCUCCCACCAACCUGGGCCUGAAUGUGAACAGUCUCCUGAAACAGAAAGCCAUCUCCACCUCCAUGCACUCUCUCUACGGGGUCGGCCUGGGAACGCAGCAGCAGGCCAAGCCCUCGGCCCUGUCCCCGAACGCCAAGGAGUUUGUGUUCCCCAGCACGCAGAGCGCCCUCUUCCCUGGUGACAGCGCGCUCGGCCUGGGCCCGCUUCAGUACAGCAACGCCUUCGACGUCUUCGCGGCCUACGGCGGCCUUAACGACAAGUCCCUGAUGGACGGCUUGAAUUUCAGCUUGAGCAACAUGCAGUAUUCUAACCAGCAAUUCCAGCCAGUCAUGGCCAACUAGCUACUAUAAUUCACGCAGCAGCAACGACCAGAAAAUGUGACCGCUAUAAUAAGUGGUGGUGGUAGGGGGGGGGAUUGCAAACUUAAAAUGCACAUUUUGAAAAAUGACGACAAAAAAAAAAAAAAGAA
Molecule: messenger RNA, 1576 nt
Organism: Entelurus aequoreus (snake pipefish)
Lineage: Eukaryota; Metazoa; Chordata; Actinopteri; Syngnathiformes; Syngnathidae
Product: protein Tob1-like
Exons: 2
Coding region: 405-1448 (347 amino acids)
Biological process (GO): regulation of gene expression
Cellular component (GO): nucleus; cytoplasm
Molecular function (GO): transcription corepressor activity
Source: RefSeq, a predicted model, not a curated record